GUCCCGCCGAGGGUCACGCCCCUGUGGGGUACCCCAAUACCCGGGCCAGGUAGUUCCUGCUCCGCUCCAACGCUCCGCCUCGCUCCCUCUCCGGGUUUUCAAAGCCACUUCGCUUUAGACAGAUAGGAGCUCCAGCCAGUAAGAAGCCGCAAAGCGUCAGCACAGCGUUCGCUCUGUGCUGUUGGCCAAUCCACAUCGCUAGAUCCCUAUGUCCCGCCCUCCGAGAGCAGGCUUGGCCGGCUAUAGCCCUGUGCCGGCGGCCAUCUUGAGUGUGGCAGAGGUGCUGCUCCGUCUAGAGGAUCUAAAAGAGAAGAAGGAAGUUGUUGAAGAAACAGAAAAUGGUAGAGAUGCACCGGCCAAUGGCAAUGCUGAGAACGAGGAAAAUGGAGAGCAGGAGGCUGACAACGAAGUAGACGAAGAAGAAGAAGAAGGUGGUGAGGAAGAGGACGAGGAGGAAGAGGGUGAUGGUGAGGAAGAGGAUGGUGAUGAAGAUGAUGAAGCUGAGGGAGCCACAGGCAAAAGGGCAGCUGAGGAUGAUGAGGAUGACGACGUCGAUCCCAAGAAGCAGAAAACCGAUGAAGAUGACUAGGCAGCAAAUUUAUUAUUAUUAUUUUUUUUUUUAAAUAAGGAGGAAAACAAACCAACAAAAAAAGGCCAGCGCAUCCUUUUCACCCUUGGGACCCCCUUCGCUCCCGUUACAGCCCUUUUCCCCCUCCCCGACACACACACAGCCCUUCCUCCCCCCUCUGCCGUGGUCAUCCUCACCAAGUAGAGUGAACCCCAGCCCCCCGGCGCAGCGCUGCCACUCAAUGACCAUAUGAAACGAUUCGCCUGUUAGCGGGGAGAGAACCCCCCUUUCCCACAGACCCUCCCCCCAAGCACCAAAACUUCAAGGCCCUGCUUUCUUUCUUAAAAGUACUUUAAAGGAGAAUUUGUUUGUAUUUUUUAUUUACAUUUUAUAUUUUUGUACAUAUUGUUAGGAGGUCCGCCAUUUUUAAGUGAUCUCGGAUUGACCAAAAGGGGGGCUUUGAAGUGUAUAUCUCUCUUGUUACCUAUCUCUGACUUUACUUGUGGUGUGACCAGGCCCAAACCAUUAUCUCAAAGGAGAAUAAAACAAAACCUUGUAAAAAAAAAAAAUUAAAAAAGAGACAAAAAUGCAAAAAAAAAAAAUUUACAAUCUUA
Messenger RNA from Neopsephotus bourkii (Bourke's parrot), 1182 nucleotides. It is a transcript of the gene PTMA, whose product is annotated as prothymosin alpha. Gene Ontology annotation, cellular component: nucleus. Gene Ontology annotation, molecular function: histone binding. Gene Ontology annotation, biological process: negative regulation of apoptotic process; positive regulation of transcription by RNA polymerase II. The record is from RefSeq and is a predicted model, not a curated record. The transcript is spliced from 5 exons. Bases 209 to 589 code for a protein of 126 amino acids. NCBI's taxonomy places the organism in Eukaryota, Metazoa, Chordata, Aves, Psittaciformes, Psittacidae.